This is a messenger RNA of Prosopis cineraria, 1540 nucleotides long. RefSeq names its product cyclin-T1-4-like. The coding region runs from base 175 to 1254 and encodes 359 amino acids. Lineage: Eukaryota; Viridiplantae; Streptophyta; Magnoliopsida; Fabales; Fabaceae. The transcript is spliced from 7 exons. The record is from RefSeq and is a predicted model, not a curated record. Gene Ontology annotation, molecular function: cyclin-dependent protein serine/threonine kinase activator activity. Gene Ontology annotation, biological process: positive regulation of DNA-templated transcription, elongation; regulation of transcription by RNA polymerase II. Gene Ontology annotation, cellular component: nucleus; cyclin/CDK positive transcription elongation factor complex.
AGGGUCCUUGGUUUUUGGCAUUUUAGCGACCUUUUUGUUCCCUGACCUUCCAAGACCAGUUCUUUGUUGUUCAUCUCCAUAUAAAACCCUACCUUUCAUUCCAAUUGCAAUCUUGAAUCUUGAAUCAUAGACCUGUUGCUACGAGAUCAGUUUCACCGCUAAUCAAUCAGUAAAAUGUCUCUAGCAGCGAAUUUUCAGGAGGAAGGACAUGCUUUACAUGGUGCUUAUUGGUCCGCAUCCACCGUAAAUAACUGCAGCAACACCAAUAGAAAGAGAAGUAGGAAUAACUAUAAUAAUUGGAAUCACGGCAGUUACUAUGAUUACUGGGCAACAUGUGCGGAGCACAGUGGGAAUUCUAAUUUUUUCAGGGCAGAUCAUGUUAUGUAUGUGAAACUCAAUAAUUCCGUACAAUCAUCUUUGAAGAGGAGGAAGCAUUCAGCUUCUAAUUGGGAAAACUGCUGGAGGUACUAUCUUCCAGCCACUGUUCAUGACAGUAUCUCUUCUACAUCAGCUAGUUGCAAGCUUGAAUGUUCUACAUUUGAAGAUGAAGACUUGGUAUUUCUCUCAAGGGAUGAGAUUGAUAGAUUCUCACCAUCAAGAAAAGAUGGAAUUGAUGCACUUUAUGAGACAAACUUGCGUUACUCUUAUUGUGCUUUCCUUCAGGAUCUUGGAAUGAGGCUUGAGCUGCCUCAAACUACCAUUGGGACAGCCAUGGUUCUGUGCCAUCGUUUUUUUGUUCGGAGAUCACAUGCUUGCCAUGACAGAUUUCUGAUCUCUACUGCCACACUUUUUCUUGCUGCAAAGUCUGAGGACACACCGCGUCCUUUGAACAAUGUUUUACAGGCAUCCAGUGAAAUCUUACACAAGCAUAAUUAUACUUUUUCACCAUAUCUUCCUUUGGAUUGGUUUGAACAAUAUCGUGAACGGAUGCUUGAGGCUGAGACAUUAAUACUGACUACUUUGAACUUUGAACUCAAUGUGCAACAUCCAUAUGCUCCACUUACUUCUAUUCUUACCAAAUUAGGUCUAUCACAGACUGUUUUGGUGAAUUUGGCAUUACAAUUGAUAAGUGAAGGGCUUCGUAGCUCUCUAUGGCUUCAGUUUAAACCCCAUCAUAUUGCUGCUGGUGCUGCGUUUCUUGCAGCCAAGUUUCUGAACAUGGAUCUUGCUGCUUAUCAUAACAUCUGGCACGAGUUUCAGACAACACCAUCCAUUCUUCAAGAUGUCACACGGCAAUUAAUGGAGCUGUUCUGAUUGUAUUAUAACAUGAUCGUAGUAAUUAAUCUUCAUAGUACAGAGUAUAGAUUUCGUAAAUAUUCAAGUCAGGAAAUGGCUCAGAAAUCUAGAGUUGAGAAGAAAACAGAUUCGGGAGCAUAGGCUGUGUUGCCUAGUUACACUUGGCAGUUAGCAGAGUUAUCCCUUUUUUUUUUUUUUUUUUUAAGUUUCCAUUUUAAAACUCGUCCCUGCCUGAGGGGAAUGUACUAAAAUGUUCGAGCAAAACUAAUUUUGAUAUAUACAAAGCAAGAUUUUUAUUGGAGCC